Messenger RNA from Aureobasidium uvarum, 1284 nucleotides. Lineage: Eukaryota; Fungi; Ascomycota; Dothideomycetes; Dothideales; Saccotheciaceae. The record is from the annotation of a GenBank genome assembly.
AUGUCGUGGAAAAAGUCGACCGAGCUCAUGGACACGAUCCGCCAUUAUGCAAACUNNUUCCCUGCUACUGGCGUGAGUCUACGCCAGAUGGUCCAGUUUGGCGAGCGCCCGUCAGUUGAAGAGCUGCCCAUACGUUUGGCGCACCGCGUGCAAGAGCUCCAAGAGUUGCCCGACGGACUGGGCGACAUGCCCUCGAUCGGCCGAGUACGAGACUGGUACGCACAGUCCUUCGAGGAAAUCACCACCCUAUCGAAGCCUACCCUCUCGUCCGAAAUCCGCGAACGCCUCCUCAAACCCCAGAAUGGCAAGAACUCGCGCAUCUUGAGUGAGGCUACCAAGAAUCCAAGCGUCAAUCAGGGCCAGUACCGCUCUCAGCUCCAUCACAACAACCACGACCAUGCCGAGAGGAAGAACUCGCUCAAGCGUUACUAUAGUGCUGGUGACGAUACCAGCGAAUGGCCGCCAGAGUUGAAUGACUACAACACUCGCUUUUCAAAGACUCUCGAGAAGAUCAAGCGCCGUCACGAUAGCGUCGUGACCACCGUCGCACAAGGCAUCCUCGAGUACAAGCGCAAGCGUCAACGAAUGCAAAUAGACCACAACAUCCAGGCUUUCCUCGACCGCUUCUACAUGUCCCGUAUCGGCAUCCGUAUGCUGAUCGGACAACACAUCGCCUUGACCGAUCAAAGAGCCCACUCGGACCCCAACUACGUCGGAAUCAUCUGUACAAAGACAAACGUGCGCGACCUGGCCCAAGAAGCUAUCGAGAACGCUCGCUUUGUAUGUGAGGAUCACUACGGUCUAUUCGAUGCCCCCAAAGUCCAACUCGUCUGCAACCCCGACCUCAACUUCAUGUACGUCCCUGGCCAUCUGUCGCACAUGCUUUUCGAGACGCUCAAGAACUCUCUUCGUGCCGUCGUCGAGACCCACGGCCAAGACAAGGAAGAAUUCCCCGUCACCAAAGUCGUCGUCGCCGAAGGAAAGGAAGACAUCACAAUCAAGAUCUCGGACGAGGGUGGUGGUAUUCCAAGAAGCGCCAUCCCACUUGUCUGGACCUACAUGUACACCACUGUCGACCAAACGCCUACACUUGACCCUGACUUCAAUAAGAGCGACUUCAAGGCUCCAAUGGCAGGUUUCGGUUAUGGAUUGCCCAUCUCCAGAUUAUACGCCCGUUACUUCGGUGGAGACUUGAAGCUAAUCAGUAUGGAGGNNGGUAACUACGGCACUGAUGUCUAUCUCCACCUGAAUCGUCUGUCUUCCUCUUCCGAGCCACUCCAGUGA